AUGUCAAGACGCAGGGAAGCUGCUGAACUCGCUCGCGCUCUGCAACUAUCUCAACAGGAAGCCAAUCACCUCGCUCAGCUACCCCCUCAUACUCUCUCUUCUCGCUCUACCGGUACGCAAGACUCCAAAGAAUUAGAACUGAGACCUAUGGGUACUGUUAAUCCCGUCGACGUCAUGGGGCCUCCCACAGGGAGUGUCAGCGUUCCUACCAGCAGCAGUUCACAUUCUCACAGCAGUACAAUGGCUAUACCUCGGUAUUCAGGACUGACAAGCGUCAUCCAAUCCUUCACCCCGUCCCAUCUCUUCAAAGACACUUUAGGAAGCAUCAGAAGCCCAAUCGACACAAGCGCCCCAAGAUCCUCCCCAGUCUUAGGUAAUGCCAUCCCUUCUUCUCGAUUGGGCUCAACAUCAAAGUUUCGACCUAUCUCGACGAUAUCGAAUGCCACAUCUGUCGAACCAACAAGUAGUCCUUCUUCUCAUGGCCCACUCCUGUCUCCAACACAAGUAUCACGGCCCCGAUCAGAUUUCGCCGGUAUCGCUCAGACACCUGCCUCAAUCGGCAAUACUCGACCUCUUUCACCAUUCAGACACCAGCUAUCAUCUUCUCCUGUCUCUUCACCUCCUAGAGCACGAUUCAGAGAAAUAGAUGAUGUUCCACCUCGCCGCGCCAUCACUCCUGAACCUCUGGAACCCCAGGAAGACCGCAGACCAACAGCCCCUUCCAGCACGAGAAAGAGUGCGCUACAGGUCAUCGUACCCACUUCACGGAGUAAAUCCAUCUCGAUACAACGUCAUUCGUCAGACCCCAUCGACUUCCUGUCGGCUGACGUGGAUGUUACGUCGUUUGCCCCGGUCAAGAAGCGUUCCGAAGCUGGACCGUCGAUCAUGGAUGAGUCACAAUAUGAUAACGCUGGAACGAGAGUGUCACGCAGAGUGGCCGACCUCAAUGCCAAGAAAGCUGCCGAGAAGGAAGAACGCGCACGUAAGCGUCGGGCGGAGAGGGCGCUGAAAGAAGAGAAGGCUAGAGCUGCUGCUCAGGGACGAGUGGAAGAUGGAGAGGAGAGCGUCCAAUACGUCGGUGCAAAGGCGAUGAAAGAUAGCGAAGCGAGCUCAAGUACAAAAGGAAACAAGAGAAUGGUCAGAGAGAGUAGGUCGGAAAGGGUGCUCAAAAAGGCCAGAGGCGAGGAGAGGUCAACAGUCACGGAAGGCGCCAUUUCGUCCCGGGAGAGGACACUGAGGAACAAUACUUCGCCGGUGAUUGACACAAGAGCCAGACCAAAGCUUGACGUCGACGAUGAAACGCUAAGGGGGCCUUCUGAUCGACCGGAAAAGGAAGGAGAAUCUUCCGCCGAAGCCACCAAAGAGGCUGGUGAAGACAACGGAAUCACAUCAAAUAAUGAAGAGGUUUCAAGUAAGGAGGAGAGUCGUUCGACUGUAGUCCAAGCUCCCGGCCCGAGUAAGACGGAUACGAUCGGUGAGACUGAAGAUAGUACAGCAGCUAGCAGAGCAAAGAGAAGUCCCGAUGAUACGAGUCUUCAAAAGAGCGUUCGGGGGACCAAGGGCAAAGCCAAAGAGGUGGCGGAUAUCGUAGUUCAGGCUAGCAACAUCGACAAAGACGAGGACUCAGAGGUCAAGCAACAAAGCACUCAUAAUGAAAUCGCUCCAACACCAGCUCGACCACCACUCAACGCAUUACCACGAAAACUGAAUAGCCCUGCUCUCAUCACUACCCCUUCUCAUCGUCCUUCACCAGGACCCGACGGCAGCGGAGUGAAAUUUCGAACUCCUCGAAACGACCUUUCUGCAGUCCUAUCUAAAUUCCCUUCGGCCAAAGCGGGUGGGAUGUCUCGUCGUAUUCGAAUAGCUCCUCUUCACAGUAAAAUCGGUCCUCCCGCCAAAGCUCCGCCUCCUAUCCCUAAGAAACCAGAACGGAAGAAGAAAGGUGAAGGCGGUGACGAGAACGGAGUGAAGAAAAUCAAGAAAGGUGAUGUGGAGUGGUUGAUGCAGGAUGAUGGGGGAUGGUGA
Messenger RNA from Tremella mesenterica DSM 1558, 2025 nucleotides. RefSeq lists its product as uncharacterized. The coding region runs from base 1 to 2025 and encodes 674 amino acids. Lineage: Eukaryota; Fungi; Basidiomycota; Tremellomycetes; Tremellales; Tremellaceae. The record is from RefSeq and is a predicted model, not a curated record. The transcript has 5 exons.